Molecule: messenger RNA, 1351 nt
Organism: Rhopalosiphum maidis (corn leaf aphid)
Lineage: Eukaryota; Metazoa; Arthropoda; Insecta; Hemiptera; Aphididae
Product: coiled-coil domain-containing protein 112-like
Exons: 9
Coding region: 194-1351 (385 amino acids)
Source: RefSeq, a predicted model, not a curated record
GUCAAAUCAUCUACCGGCUGACGGUCUAUCAAACGACAAAAUACAACAAUAACAUAAUAUACUAUGACACCUUUUUUUUUCUUAUUACGACUUAUUUAUAUUGUAUAUAUUUAAGUAAUACUUCUACUACUAAUAAUAAUAAUAAUACGUUAAAUACGUUAAACGCGAUACGAGUAGAGUGAAUACUACAAGCAUGUCUUGGUCAGACGACCGUGCCGUGGACACAGUCCAUUGGCAAAUCCUUAAAAACCAUCUGAAACCUAAUGUAUGGCCUACAUCUCGGGAGUUGUUAAAAUACAAGCAAGAACUCGACACAUCCAGACACGCUGAUCUAAAUCAAUUUGCCAGUUCAGUACAAGAAAUGAAAAAAAAAUUAUCCUAUUUGAAAAAGACUGCGUUAGACGUAAAUAAAAUUAAAAUAGUAGGAUUUGAACAUUUUCGAAAUGAUAUAAAGACAUUUGAGUCGAAGCUGUCAAAAUUAAAAGAAGGAUGCUCAAAAAAAUUACGAGAGGAAAACCUUAAGCAAUUGGCGCUGUUUGAAGAAAUUGAACGGGUGAAGCAACUAGCGCUACAGGAUGUAGUUUCAAAGCCACACGUCGAUCCUAUUAGUAAAAAAAAGAAAGAAACAAAAGCCAUCUGCAAAAGAGUUCCAAUUUCAAAAAAUACAUAUUCUUCAAAAGAAAUAGCGGAUUUCUAUGAUUUCUGUGAACGUAAUUACGGUCUUACGGGAGGUUGGUCUAGCAAAGAUCAUGAAACAUUUUUAAAGAUUCGUUCUAAACAUGCCGACGCAGUGGAUUUCAUAGAUCAUGUUGUACAAUCAAUGCCACAUAUAACCGAAUAUGCUGCACGUGAACAUGAAAAUUGGUUCGUAAAAUUCGAAGAACUUAAAGCUAAACAAAAAGAAGCGAUAACGAAGUGGAAAAAGGAAAAGAAAAAUGUUUUUGUGCCUGACUGCAAUACAAAUAAUUGUGACAUAUUGAGAAAAUGUACAGAUAAUGAUCCACAAAUUACUCAGAAAUUUUCCAGUGAUAAUUUGGAAAAACAAAAAAACGUAAAUCACAAUAUCAAUAAAUCUCAAAUUGAAGUAAUUGAAUCGAAAACACUCGAUAACUGUGGAAAAACUUUGCUACAGCGUUUUAGGGAAAAAGAUAAAAGAUACAUAGAGUCUAAAAAAACAAAUAAAGAACGACUGGAGUGUCAGCGUAAAUCGGACCAAUUUACAAUAGUUACUAUGCAUGGAAAUUCAGAAAAGUAUCCUGAAAUUGAAUCAAUAGAAAAACUUCCAAAUGUACACUUAAGCAUUUAUGGUGCACAUAAUCAAGAUGUGAAAGUGGUGUUAAAAUAUCAAUAA